AUGGCGACCUCGCCGCCGGUGACGGUGAGGGCGGUCGCCUGCGCUCUCACCCUGACCCCGUCAUCACGGCUCAGCCGCGCCUCCUUUCGCAACUGCCUCGCACAGCGCCGCCGCCGCCGUUGGCCCCCUCGAUGUAGCGGGAAGCAAGCCGCCGUGGUCGAGGAGGAAACAGCUUCUUCGCGGGAGGCCAAGAGCGGGGAAGGGGACGAGGGGCGUGGGGUCCAGGGCUGGUUUGCUCUGGAUACGAUUGGGCUGGACAUUCUCAGCAUCGCUCUGCCCGCCGCCCUCGCGCUCGCCGCCGACCCCAUCGCGGCGCUCGUCGACACCGCCUUCGUCGGUCACUUAGGUUCAGCCGAACUUGCUGCUGUUGGUGUAUCAAUUUCAGUCUUCAAUUUGGUGUCCAAGCUGUUUAAUGUGCCCUUGCUUAACGUGACUACAUCCUUUGUUGCUGAGCAGCAAGCAACGGAUGAUGGUUAUACUGGGACAAGAGAAGGAUACGACUUUCCAAGGUCUCCUGAGGAGGUGACCACGAAAAGGAAGUUUCUUCCAGCAGUAUCAACAUCACUGGCUUUAGCUGCUGGUAUUGGGCUGUUGGAAACUGUGGUGCUGAUUUUUGGAUCGGGCACACUAAUGGACAUGAUCGCCGUACCUACUGCUCUACUUGCGAGUGAAUAUGCAAAAGGGAAUUACAAGCAGGCUCGUUUGGUUUUAUACAGAGUUCUGCAGAUUGGAGGUGUAACUGGAGUUGCACUGGCUGUGGUUCUGUUCUUUGGGUUUGGGUCCUUCUCUGUGCUGUUCACAAGUGAUCCGGCAGGUUUAGACAUUGCCAAAUCUGGAGUCUGGUUUGUCACUGUUUCUCAGCCGAUAAAUGCUAUUGCGUUUGUGAUCGAUGGGCUGUACUAUGGCGUGUCUGACUUCACCUAUGCUGCAUACUCUAUGUUCUUUGUUGGGGCUGUUUCAUCGGCAUUCCUACUUGCUGCUGCUCCUAAGCUUGGUCUUUGUGGUGUUUGGUCUGGUCUAGUUAGGGAGCAAAGGUGGACCAUGGAAGCACAUCUGGUUAGGGAGCAAAGGUGGACCUUGGGAGUCUAUCUGGUCAGAUAG
Molecule: messenger RNA, 1101 nt
Organism: Miscanthus lutarioriparius
Lineage: Eukaryota; Viridiplantae; Streptophyta; Magnoliopsida; Poales; Poaceae
Source: the annotation of a GenBank genome assembly